AUUGAAACCUCCAUCACGUGAAACCCCAAAACUUUCCACCCUCCCUCUCCAUCACGCACGCACGCCUCCUCCAAACGACCCCUUUCUUCCGGCGACCCAUUUUACCUCCUUCCAUCGCUUCCGGUGACUUACGGUGGCGGACUUCUAGACGGACAGAGGCGACGGCGGCAAAAUCUCAGGCGACGAUCACAGCGUAUGUCCGGCAACAAUCGCCAAAUCUCCCAGUCGCGAACAACGGCGAAACGAGUAGUCAACAGUGGCGAACUCCAGCGAGCUUGAUUCAAGCAACGGCGGCAAGCUCUGACAGCUCUUCAAACUGCGUUCUUACUCCGUAACUUAAGCCGAACACUGUUUUAAAUUUUCUUCGUUGCUUUAAUUUUCUUCUUCUUCCAAGUGUUUUCAGGUUUGUAGUUUGAGUUUUAUUCUUCCUGGCUUGAUUUUUUUUGGAUUGAUUUUGGCAUUGCAAGAAAAAAAAACAGAAUGCUAAAAAGUCACUGGUCUCACAUUUUUCGUGUUUUACUUGGACUUUUUUGGUUUAUUCUAACCCAUUUUGAACAUUUUAGUGUUAUUAAAUGACUUUGAACUUGUGCUUUUCUGACUUGUUUCUUGAUUUUUGCAUUGCAAGAAAAAAAAUACAGAAUGUUAAAUAGUGGCCUCGCAUUUUUCUUGUUUUGAUUCUACUCUUUUGAUUUAUUUCAAGCCAUUUAAAACAUCUUAGUGCUAUUCAAUGACUUUGAACUCGUGCUUUCAUGGCUUGUUGCUGAUUUUGGCAUUGCAAGAAAAAGAACAGAUUAGGCUGAAUCGAUUGCAAUAUAGUGCAAGAAAAAAAAAACAGAAUGCACAUUUUUUGUUCAAUUACAUGCAAGGUUUUUUAGCCUCAUCCAUGCAUUUUGAUCUUCUUAUAUAUGGUCUAUGUUCUACUUAGAAGUUUUGUAGGGUUACCCAAUUGCACGAUCAAAUACGGGUGAAAUCCUAGCUUUUUGAAAUCCAAGAGAUAUGGAGAAGAAAGGUUCACUUUCUCAUCGCUGUUCCAAGAACAAUGGUUCAAGCGAUCCUAAUAGAGAACAAAGUUUGAAGCGGAGAAAGAUACUUGAGCAGAAAAGAAUCGCUGAUCAACUCGUUGACGUUGCUUGUUCGGAAAAGGACCAUCUUUCACCUUUUCCGUCCUUCCAACACUACAACCACGAUGGUCUGUCUUUAUGCCUGCAAUCAGGACGUGGCAAUAAACUUUCUUAUUCUGUUAAGAAAUACAUUCAAAAGCUCCUCAAGAUAAACAUGGAGGGGCCAUACGGAUCCCAGUGGCCAACUGAAGAGAAGGUGAAGUACAGGGAAAUAGUUUCAACACAAGCACGUUAUAUAUUUGUGCAUGAGUCUUCAAAUGCUAGUGCCAAUGGGGUGCCUUCAAAAUCAGAUGCAGAGAAGACAACUACUACUUCAAAUAAAAAGGAUCUCAUGGUUGCAUUUGUACACUUUCGAUUUAUUGUAGAAGAAAUGAUACCUGUGCUUUAUGUGUAUGAACUGCAGAUUGAGCCUCGUUUCCAAGGGAGAGGACUGGGGACUUUCUUAAUGGAUUUAGUUGAGCUUAUUGCUCGCAAGAACUGCAUGGGCGCUGUGGUUUUCACUGUUCAAAAAGCAAACUCCAAAGCUUUGAAUUUCUACAAAAGCAAGCUGCGACCCCAUCAUGGCGAAAUAAAACAGCUCUAUCAUGUACAUUAUUUUUGUUCUUGAUGAGCUUGAACAUUCCGGAGGAGGUGUGUCUGAUUGACAUACUUUGAAGACGAAAUGGUACAUUAAAUACAAAUCUAGAUCAUAAUUUGCUCGGCUCCAUAUUUUGUCUCCCAUCUGGCUCUCCUCAACCAGGGACUUCAUUGUUCGGCGCAUGGAAUCAAAUGGCUCCUUUACACCAACUCUUUACUGAAGGAUCUGCAAAGCCCCAUUGUUUCCUCUUCUUCGACCAAAUUAUAUAGUGGCAUUUGGAAAGACUCCUAUCCCAAAAAGAUUAAAUUCUUUCUUUGGAAAGCUUGCCUUCUUACAUUAAAGACUCAUGACAAGCUAAAAGGAGAAUGCCAACUCUCUCCCUCAUUGUUGUACUCGUUUGUAAAAGUCACGGUGAGUCUAUUGGCUACCUUUUUGUCUCAUGCGAGUACACAUCUGGGCUUUGGAACAAAAUCCUCCCUCUUGGAUGGUCGGCUGCUCACUCUAUCAAUAUGCCCCUCUUCUUGGCCUCUACUCUCAUUGGUCAUCCGUUCAAGAAUGAGAAAAGGUGUAUCUGGCUUCACUUUAUACAGGCUCUACUAUGGAUUGUAUGGUCGGAAGGAAAUCGGAGGAUCUUCCAUGAUAAGGGACUCUCUCUUCGUCACUCUUUCAAGGCCAUAGUUUUUUGGGUUAUAUCUUGGUGUAAAUGCUCUCAUUUUUUUCAUCAUUAUAGUUUUACGUCAUUGUUAUCCAAUUGGAGAGCUUUUUUGUGAGCUUUAUUGGGUUCUCACCAACCUUUGUAAUCUUCUUUCUCUUAUUUCAUUCUAUCGAUGAAAUCGUUUAAUUUCCAAAAAAUAAAAAAUCUAGAUCAUAAUGUAAUAAAACCCUUGUUUAUGAAAUCUGUAGGUUAUCCCAAACUCAAUAGGACAUCCAAAUCACGUCUUGGGUUUCGGUGUUGGAAUAAUUAGAAUUGUUUGUUUGAUGUAUUGGUGAUUUAAUUGUAAAUGGCUAAUAAUCGUGUUUCGUAUUCU
Messenger RNA from Momordica charantia (bitter melon), 2726 nucleotides. Its product is annotated as Acyl-CoA N-acyltransferases (NAT) superfamily protein. Lineage: Eukaryota; Viridiplantae; Streptophyta; Magnoliopsida; Cucurbitales; Cucurbitaceae. Gene Ontology annotation, cellular component: nucleus. The record is from RefSeq and is a predicted model, not a curated record. Gene Ontology annotation, molecular function: histone H2A acetyltransferase activity; histone H4 acetyltransferase activity; protein N-terminal-serine acetyltransferase activity.